Messenger RNA from Tachysurus vachellii, 10088 nucleotides. It is a transcript of the gene atm, whose product is annotated as ATM serine/threonine kinase. Gene Ontology annotation, biological process: DNA repair. NCBI's taxonomy places the organism in Eukaryota, Metazoa, Chordata, Actinopteri, Siluriformes, Bagridae. The transcript is spliced from 63 exons. Gene Ontology annotation, molecular function: protein serine/threonine kinase activity; protein binding. The record is from RefSeq and is a predicted model, not a curated record. The coding region runs from base 141 to 9368 and encodes 3075 amino acids.
AUGCACCAAAGAGUCACUAAGUAGGGACACUAGAUAGGCUUUGUGAUAACACACGGGUCCUGUACACUGUUCUAUUCGUGAUUUAGGAUGAAACCUAAGGCGAAGAGCAGAGGAAGCACUUUGUCCCUGACACAUUAAACAUGAGUCUCAUAGUGAAUGAGCUGCUGCUGUGCUGCAGAGGGCUGGAUAAUGACAAGGCUACAGAGAGGAAGAAGGAAGUCGAUCGUUUCAAGAGGCUUCUCCGGGAUCCUGAAAUGUUGCGGGAACUCGACAGCGUCUCCACCACCAGAGCCUCGAGAGGCAACACCCAGCUCACGUGGGAUGCUGUGUUCAGGUUUUUAAAGAAGUACCUGCAGAAAGAGACGGAGCUCCUGAAGUCCGGGAAAGUGAGCGUCUCAGCCUCCACUCAGGCCAACCGGCACAAGAAGAUGCAGGAGAUCAGCAGCCUGAUGAAGUUCUUUAUACGAUGUGCAAACAAACGAGGCCCGAAGUUAAAGUGUGCAGAUCUGCUGGCUCAUGUGGUAGAGGUUCUACAGAGCUCAUUUAGCUGUUCUGCGUAUGGAGAGGACUACAGCAGCAUCCUGCUCAAGGAUGUCCUGUCUGUCCGCAAGUACUGGUGUGAGAUCACGCAGCAGCAGUGGCACUGUCUGCUCGACGUGUUUUGUGGACUUUUCACUGCAUCUAAAUCCAUUAACCGGGUUUCAGUGAGCAGGAUCAUUCACACCCUGGUGCAGGGAUGCUGCCUACAGACUGACAGCUUGUCACACACACUCUUCAGCUUUUUCUCAACAGCUCUAAGUAACACCAGAGCAGAGAGACAGCUGCAAGUGCUGGAGAACCUGAUCUCCGCUCUGAACGUGUUCCUGCGGUCUGUGGCGAUGAACCGCAGGAGACGUGUGUGCAGCCUGGGUGAGGAGCUGCUUCCAUCCAUCCUGUACGUAUGGAGCGAGAAGAGGCCCAGCGCCAGUCUGAAGGAGGAAAUGGUGGCCUUCUUUAACACGCAGCUCAGCGUGCAUCAUCCCAAAGGAGCCAAGACACUGGAGACAGGUGCUCACGCAGAGGACUGGGAGAAAUGGCAGCGUCUCCUCUACAGUCUGUACGGCGCUCUCGUACAGGAGAUCAGCCAGAUCGGCAGCCGCGGAAAGUACGCUACGGGUUCUCGUCAUAUUGCAGUCAAAGAGAACCUCAUCGAGCUGACUGCAGACAUUUGUCACCAGCUGUUUAGUCAGAACUCACGUGCGAUGUCGAGAGACGGCACACAGAGCAGUAAGCGGCGGCGUAUAGAGUUGGGCUGGGAGACGCUGAGGGAUCACCUCCAACCCCAUCACAGUGACUUCGACAUGAUUCCUUGGCUACAGGUGACAGCUGCUCUGGCGUCUAAGUACCCCUCCAUGCUUCCUGCCCAGGAGAUGCCCCCUCUGCUGUCUCUGCUGUGCCAACUGCUGGGCGAGCAGCAACGUCGAGGAGAGAGGGGCUCGUACGUGCUGCGCUGCCUGAAACAGGUGGCUUUGUGCCAGAGCAAAAUCUCAGGAAAGAACCAGGCUCCGUCGGCGGAACUGGGCCGGAUUUGGGCCAGAGUGUGGGCGCUGGCAGUGCGGGGUGUCAGUGCUGCCCACACCGAGGCUCUGUGUCUAGAGCUGUUACAAACCCUGGUGCAGUGCCACCUUGUGCCCGUCGACAGAGAGUUCUGGAAGCUCUUCUCUGGUGCCGUGUGUAAACCAUCUGUCGUUUCAGCUCUCAGCCUCGCCCAGGCCUUGUGUAAGUGUUCGGUUCCCAGGAGUGUGUACAGUACCGAGUGUCUGUCUGUGCUGCUGGAGGCCGGUUCUCCAACCUCGCUGAAGGAAGCGAUCAUUGACUGGCUGCUUAUGAAUGAGCAGAGUGAUGAGAUGGAGGAGAGCGUCAGGCUUCACCCGAUCAUCUGCAGGAAUUUUCCUCUAAAUCUUAUCCCAAAAAUUCUGGUGGCUUUAACGAUGAAAGAUUCGGUGGCAGGAAUGUCGUUUCUGAUGAGUUCUCAUCAACCAGAGUGCACGUCUCCUCCAGGUCGGCCCGCUGAACCGAGAACCCUACUGAAUGAAAUUGAGACACUGUACCUGCAGGUCAGUUUUGAUGACGUGGCCUCGCACUGUGCAGCAGAAGAAAACCAAAGUCAUCAAACAUGUCAAGAAAAACCUCAGCUCACCGUCAUUGACUCUCUAAGGUCACGAGUGGAACAGAGUCUUCAGGCCGUAGCUGACCAUCUCCUCAACUCCUUCUCUCCUGAUACUCCUAAUACGUCCCCAGUGUGUAUGGUGAGCUGCUUGAGCCUUCUGACUGGAACACUGGGUGCCUUCGUCUGUAUCGGACUUCUCACUGAGGAAAGUGCGUGUCACACUCCUCUGUUUCAAAAAGCGAAGACUAUAGCGCAGGACUUCAGCGAAUACGUCACCUCUACAAAGACCAAGUUAAAUGAAGAUGAAACUCUGUCUGUGCUUAAAUCUGUGAUGAAGAUGUGCUCAGAAAGCAUCAGCAGCAAGAAUCAAGACAGUGUCUCUACAGUCUCCCGCACUUUAAUCUUGAAGACUCUUCCUGCUCGUCUGCUGAGUGAGCUGUCAGAAAUCUGCAAGAUGAUGCUAGGAAACUCCGCUAAAAGAGACAGUGCAGGAGCUGAUAACAGUCCUGAUGACAUGGAGGUGAGCAGAACACAACUGGAGGAGAACCCGCAGGAGGAAGUCGACCUGUUUGAUGAGAGUGACGGCACGCGGCAGAGCAACGACAUGACGCAGACGCUGAACACUGACUUGACAGAUUCCCAACACGGCUUAGGAGCGAAGAGCCCUCUCUCACAGGAACACCUGACCAAACAGGACCUGGCCUUCCUGGACACUCUGGAGUUUCUUUCACUGUGCACGUCGUUUGAACUUAGUACUGGACUCACCUUUAAACCCCUGGACCUGCGUCGCAAGCUGCUAAAACUUCUGGAUCUGAUGGACUGUGCCAAACCGCUGCACCUCCACAUGUAUCUGGUUCUGCUGAAGGUGCUUCCUGCAGAGAGGAUGACUCUGAAAGCUGACGAGUUCGACUUGCUGCUCAAACCUCUGGCGGACAUAUGUUCUCAGUAUCGCCUGGAUCAGGAGAUGUGCUGUAGCAUCCUAUUAGCGCUGCUGCCGUGUGUACGCUGCUUGUACAGUCCACCUGAGCAGGGCGAGGACAUGGAUCAUGUUCGGGGUGUUCUGCUGCAAGUGCUCUCAGGCUUCUGCAUCUUGGGUAAAAGUGGCAAAUGCACUUCAGCUGUAAGGGCAGCACUGGGACACUGUUUACUCGCUUUAAUGGAGGUCGAUCCUUGCUGCAAGUGGGCGGUCUUAUCCCUGAGAGAGGAGGAGCUUCCAGCUUGUGUGGUUUUGCCCUCACACCUGGCAGAACCUCACCAUCUUGUUCGGAUGCAAGCGGCCAUGAACGUAGAAAGACUGUUCUUAGAGAAGGUGGUUUGCGGAAAAGAGCAGAAGAAGAUGCUUCCAUUAAAACACCAGCAAACAGCCUUUGAGAACGUCUACCUGAAGGCACAAGAGGGGACAAAGAUCCCGAGAAACGAGUCCCCAGAAGACCUUCCUGAUGAGACCUUUAACCGACGGUCAACUCUGCUGAAAAGUCUGUCGGUGGUGAUGUGCUGCAGCCCCGUGUGUGAGAAACAGGCACUGUUUGCUCUCUUUCAGUCGUGCAAGGAGAACAGCAUCGAGGAGAACCUGAUCAAAAAGGUUUUGGUGAGCGUUUCUCUUUCUCUGGGCUACAGAAGCUCUGAGGCGUUUGUCUGCUCUCAUCUGAAUUACCUGGUGGCUGAGUGGCUGAGCCAGAGACAGACGGACAACACCUACACACUGCAGUCCUUCCCUUAUGUGCUUUUAAACUACAGCAGUCUGGAGGAGUUUUACAGGUCAUCGUAUCAUGUUCUCAUCCCACGCUUGGUCUUCCUGAAUGACUUUGAGCAGGUGAAAUCUAUUGCGAGUCACCUGAAGAAAGACUGGAGGCAGCUGGUAGCCAACUGCUUUCCUAAAAUCAUGGUGAACAUCCUGCCCCACUUCGCCGUCCCCGGCCAUGACGCCGAGGCGGCGAGACAGAGAGAGAACGCGCACCACGUUUAUGAACUGCUGAAGGAUGACCAGUGUCUGGGGAAACAGCAAAUUGACAGUCUGAUAUGUGGCAACCUGGCAGAGAUUGUUGUCGAGCUGUUGAUGACACUGUAUGAGGGCGCAGACGCUGCCGAAAGAGGAGACCUACAGAAGUUUAUUGGGGAGCUGGAUCCUGCUCCAAAUCCACCGUUCUUCAGCUCACAUGUGAUUAAAGCAACACUAGGUUACCUCAGCAAGUGUCACAGCACCAGUCAGAAGUCACUGGUAGCCAUUCUGUCCAAGACUCCAAUGUCCAUACAGAAGAUUCUGACCUCAGUGUGCCAGCGAGCAGCCGAGACCACCAACGCCUAUGAGAGGCACCGCAUCCUCAUGAUGUAUCACCUGUUUGUCAACCUGCUGCUCUGUGAGGUUAAAGAUGGUCUGGGAGGAGCGUGGGCUUUUGUACUGAGGGAUAUCAUCUACACCCUUAUACACCACAUCAACAGCAGGUCAGGGCAUCAGGACGAGGUGUCUGCUCGCAGUCUCGCUCUGUGCUGUGACCUGCUCAACACCGUGUGCCACACGGCUAUCCACUUCUGUGACGAUGCUCUAGAGAGCCACCUACAGGUCAUUGUGGGAACUCUGACAGCACAAGUCACAGAGCAGCCUGCCAUAUCUCAACAGGUUCUGAGUCUACUCAAGUUUCUGGUGAUUGAAAACCCAGAUAACGCUUAUCUGAGGAGAGCAAUUCCUUUGCUCGAGCCUUUUCCUGAUCGGCCGGCGUUCGUCGAGCUCCGAGCAGCACAGCACGCACUCAAAUACAGCUGUGGAGCCUUCAGUCUCAGACAGGAGAUCGAGCAUUUCUUGUUGGUGAGGUCAUGUGACUCGUUACCUCUCACUCGAUUGGAGGGUCUAAAGGAUUUAAAGAGACAGUUACACACUCACAAGCAGCAGGUUGUGCAGCUGGUAAAAGAAUGUCAUGCCGAUCCGGCUCGCAGUGUCCUGGUCAAGCUGCUGCUGAACCUCCUGCAGCUGUGCAAACUGGCAGCCAACCAUCCGGGAGGCCGAGACAUUUUAGAGGCUGUUGGAGGUUGCUUGGGAGAACUCGGGCCUGUGGACUUGUCUACCAUUGCGCUGCAUCAUGGGAAAGAUGAGAUUUACACCCAGGCAGCUUCGCUUUAUCCUGAAGAUGUUGGUCAUCAGUGGGUCUUCAUCAUCCUCAGCUGCAUGAACAACGCACUGACGGACCACAGUAUUUCUAUCCGCCAGGCUGCUGCUGUAUGUCUGAAGGACAUUUUGGCCACUCCGUCCGGUUUGGAUUUCUGGGAGAUGCACAAGAGCCAGAGAGACCCAAUGCUGCUUUACCUGAGUCCCUUUCGCUCAGCAAAGAGAAAAGAGCAGACGUUCAGACUGGAGGUCACUUCAGCUUCCAGAGAUGCAGUGGACAGUACAGAGUUAUGGUUAGUGCAGCAUGGAAAGCACCAGGAGUGGAUAAGGAACCUUUGUAUGGCUCUGCUGGAUAGUGGAGGGGUCUGCAAUGAAGCUCUGCUCAUGACCAGAGCACUUUGUGAGGUGAAAACAGAUUUCUGCCAGAAGAUGCUUCCCCUCUUCAUCCAUGACAUGCUGCUGAAAGACAGAAAUGGCUCAUGGAGGGAUCUCCUCUCCACACACAUCCAGCGGUUCUUCAGUAGCUGCUGCAGGUCGAAUGUUUCCAGCAGCCGACCCAACACCCCCAUGCCCUCUGAUUCAGGAGACACUGAUGCUGGUGUUCAGAGCCAAUCAGAUACAUGUUCUCUACGCACCAUGCUAGCAGUUAUCGACUACCUCAGACAGCAGAGACGACCGCUGGGACCUAACAGUGCUGAGUGUGGAACCGUGUGCGAGUCCAACUUCUGGCUGGAUCUGAAUUACCUGGAAGUGGCUCGCGCAGCACAGCUUUGCUCCGCCCAUUUCACCGCCCUGCUGUACACCGAGAUCUAUGUGGACAACAUCCGCAACACCAUGGAGGAGAAGCACAGAGCUCAAUCCAGAACGUCACGCAGGAUCACUUUUGAUGACAGCAGUCAAAACCUGUCCAUCAGCAGCAUGUCUGCGAAGAGCGUAGAAGACUUGGGCAUGAGCCUGCAGGACAUCCUGAUUGAGGUGUACAGGAGCAUUGGGGAGCCUGAUAGUCUGUAUGGAUGUGGAGGUGGCAAGCUGAUUAAUCCUCUCACUAGAAUCAGGACGUAUGAGCACGAGGCCAUGUGGGGUAAAGCCCUGGCGUCCUAUGACCUUCAUGCCAAUCUCCCUGAGGUGACGAGGCAGGUUGGAAUAAUGGAGGGUUUGCAGAAUUUAGGGCUGUGUGGGAUCCUGAACACGUACCUGCAGGGUCUGAGGAGACACGGGAUCGAGUGGGCACCUGAGCUUCGGGAGUUUCACUUCCAGGCAGCCUGGAGGAACACGCAGUGGGACACAGAUGUAGAUGAGAGGAGUGAGAAACUGAAUCCUGGCUUUAACGAGUCUGUGUUCACUGCUCUACAAGCGCUGAAGGACAAAGACGUCUUCAUGUUUGAGCAAACACUGAAAAACACCAGAGGCAGUGUGGUGGAGGAGCUUUGUCGUGGCAGUCUGGAGGCCGUCUCUUCUCUCUAUCCGGCUCUACGCAGCUUGCAGAUGAUUGAAGAAAUCCAAAGUGCCAAACAGUUUUUUAGUGAAUCCAGACAGCUGGAUUUCUACAGGAAGUGGCAUCAGCACUUAGAUCUGUUGACAGACAGUGAUUUCAGCAUGGUGGAGCCGAUCCUGGCGCUGCGUUCAUCCAUCCAGGAGACGCUUCUUAAAUGUGAGACCGAUUCAGACAGGAGAAGCUUCCUGAGCUCCACCUACUCCUCACACCUGAUGGAGCUGUGCAGACUGGCACGUGCUGCAGGCAACACCCAGCUGGCAGAGAAAGCGGUGUUUCAGAUGAAGCAGCAGAACAUGGUGAGUGUGAGCACUGCUACUUCCUGGGCGUGGCAGCUGGAGGAGGCUCAAGUGUUCUGGGUGAAGAAGGAACAAGGACUUGCUCUGGGAUUACUGAAACAAAUGAUCGAUAAACUGGAGGAUCUGGUGGAAGUGAACCACACUGUAGUGCCAGUGUACACUGAGUGUUUAAGGCUGUGUGGCUCGUGGCUCGCUGAGACGUGUUUAGAGAGUCCUGCUGUAAUAUUAGAAACCUACCUGGAGAGAGCUGUUACUGUGGGACAGGGCGACUCUUCCGAUCCUAAACUGCAGAGGCUGAAGACUCAGUCUUUCCUCUCACUUGCUCGUUUCUCUGACGCUCAGUAUCAGAGCAUCCAGAACUACAUGAAGUCCUCAGAGUUUGAGAACAAGCAGGCGCUGCUGGAGAAGGCCAGAGAGGAAGUGGAGCUCAUGAAGGAGAGAAAAGUCAUCGAUAAUCGGUACACAGUGAAGGUGCAGAGGGAACUGAAGCUGGACGUCCGUGCGCUAGACAACUUGAAGGCCGACCGCAGAUGUUUCCUGCUGAAGGCGGUGGAGAAUUAUACACGCUGCCUGGCGCUGGGCGAAGAACACGACACGUGGGUGUUUCGGCUGGCGUCACUUUGGCUGGAGAACGUCGACAUGAAGGACGUCAACAACCUGAUGAAAGAAGCUGUGGAAAAGAUCCCAUCCUACAAGUUCCUGCCUCUCAUGUACCAGCUUGCUGCCCGCAUGGGCACCAAAGUCUCCAGUCAGGUCUCUCCAGAGGAUGUGGGAUUCCACAAAGUUCUUAACAAGCUGAUCUGUAGGUCAUCCAUGGACCACCCUCAUCACACACUCUUCAUCAUCCUCGCUCUGGUCAACGCCAACAAGGACGAGUGCUUUUCCCGCAGCCGACUGUCCAAGAGCGGCACGCGGCAGCCUUCGCCUCUCGACCUGGAGCGAGCUGACGUGGCUCAGAACAUCCUCAAUGUGAUGAGGAAGAAGAAGGCACAGCUGAUCCGCAGUAUUGAGACCCUCUGCCAUGCCUACAUCACCCUCGCUUACAUGGAUGCAAGCAAACACAAAACUGAGAAGAAAGCAAUCCCCAUCCCAGCAGAUCAGCCCAUCAUGCAGAUCAAAGACCUGGAUGAUGUCAUAAUCCCCACAAUGGAGAUCAAGGUUGAUCCAUCGGGGAAGUAUGAGGAUCUGGUGACUGUCAGAUGUUUUAAACCACACUUCCACCUGGCUGGAGGUGUCAACUUGCCCAAGAUCCUGGACUGUGUGGGUUCAGAUGGACAGAGUAGGAGACAGCUGGUGAAGGGGCAGGAUGAUCUGAGGCAGGAUGCAGUGAUGCAGCAGGUAUUUCAGAUGUGCUCCACACUGCUGCAGCGUAACGCCGACACACGCAGGAGGAAACUCAACAUUCGCUGCUACAAGGUGGUGCCUUUCUCUCAGCGGAGCGGUGUUCUGGAGUGGUGCUCAGGUACUGUACCAAUAGGAGAGUUUCUGGUGGACCUUCAGAAGGGAGCACACAAACGUUUCCGUCCUCAGGACUGGAGCAGCAUGAACUGUCGCAGGAAAAUGAUGGAGGCUCAGAAGAUGGAAUUUGACCAGAAGCUGCAGGCGUACAUGGAGGUGUGCCAGAACUUUCGCCCGGUUUUCCGUUAUUUCUGCAUGGAGAGAUUCCUGGACCCCGCUGUAUGGAUGGAGAAAAGGCUGGCGUACACACACAGUGUGGCUACGUCCUCUAUAGUGGGCUACAUCGUGGGGUUGGGUGAUCGACACAUCCAGAACAUUCUGAUAGACGAGCAGACGGCCGAGCUGGUGCACAUAGACCUGGGAGUUGCCUUUGAGCAAGGGAAGAUCUUACCCACUCCAGAGACUGUGCCCUUCAGGCUGUCCAGAGACAUUGUGGAUGGGAUGGGCAUCAACGGUGUAGAGGGAGUCUUCAGAAGGUGCUGUGAGAAGACCAUGGAGGUCAUGAGGAAUUCUCAGGAGGUUCUUUUGACCAUAGUGGAGGUGUUGCUGUAUGAUCCCUUGUUCGACUGGACCAUGAACCCCCUUAAAGCCUUCUAUCUGCAGCAGCAGGACGAGCAGGCCGAGCUAAACGCCACCCUGAACCCCACACCAGCAGGAGAGGAACCUGAAACCCACCGCAGACACAGCAGCGACAGCCAGAGCUUCAACAAGGUGGCGGAGCGAGUGCUGCUGAGGCUGCAGGAGAAACUCAAAGGUGUGGAGGAGGGAACUGUGCUCAGUGUCGGGGGACAAGUCAACCUCCUCAUUCAACAGGCCAUGGACCCCAAAAACCUGAGCCGCCUCUUCCCUGGGUGGCAGGCAUGGGUGUGAAACACACACACACACACACACACACACACACACACACCUGCUCUUGAGUUGUCAUUAUCUUGUAUCUGGACUUACUCUCAUUCUCAUGCACACAAAUAAGAGUUUUGUGAAAUGAGCAGAAGUUCCUCAUCUACUGUAUCUGUACCAUCAGGAAUUCCUGCACUGUGUGUUUAGUGUUUGUAUGUACAGCUGAAUGCAGAAAUUUGUGUACCUUUAAUUUAAAAUGCUUAGUUACAUUAUUCUACUUUAUUGCAUGAAUACUUAUUUUCCCUCCACUUCCUUUCACUUGGAAGCUGUGGGGAUGUAAAUUUUUGCAUGUGGCUGAAGUUCUACUUUUUAAUCAGUGUUUAUUGUCUUCAUGUUGUCAUUUCUGUGUUUCUCGCUCACCCCCCAUCCGCCCUUAAAUGACGAAUAUUUUUGAUAACCCCUGAUUUUUCUUUUCAUACAAAAUCCUAUAUAUUUGUUAUAUAUUGAAAAUUAAUUGAGAGAAAAUGAUGAAAUCUGCUUCCACAUUGCUCAGGGCUUCAUUAGUACUGGAUCCAGUUUAAACCAGUUACAUGGCAGUAAAACACAUUGCAGAAUCUGAAAAAAAGUUAAUCAUUUAAAUAAAACAAGAGGGAAAAAUAGCAUUUUGUGAUUUAUUUAGUUCUGCCCUAUUUUACGUAACAGAUAUUUACAUGUAGUCCACAAGACACCAUAAUAAAGAAAAAGUGCAACAGC